AACUCGCGCUUUGGAUUCUGAACACUCUCUCCUCUGGCAGCCGCUCCCCUCGCCAUGUCGGAGACCGCUCCCGCUGAGACGGCCGCGCCCGCGCCGGUGGAGAAGUCCCCGGCCAAGAAGAAGGCGGCGAAGAAGGCGGGCGGGGCCGCCAAGCGCAAGGCGUCCGGGCCGCCGGUGUCCGAGCUCAUCACCAAGGCCGUGGCCGCGUCCAAGGAGCGCAAUGGUCUGUCUCUGGCCGCGCUCAAGAAGGCGCUGGCGGCCGCGGGCUACGACGUGGAGAAGAACAACAGCCGCAUCAAGCUGGGCCUCAGGAGCCUGGUGAGCAAGGGCACCCUGGUGCAGACCAAGGGCACCGGCGCCUCGGGCUCCUUCAAGCUCAACAAGAAGGCGGCCUCCGGCGACGCCAAGCCCAAGGCCAAGAAGGCGGGCGCGGCCAAGCCCAGGAAGCCUGCAGGGUCAACCCCUAAGAAGCCCAAGAAGGCUGCAGGCGCCAAGAAAGCUGUGAAGAAGACCCCCAAAAAGGCGAAGAAGCCCGCGGCCACCGGCGUCAAGAAGGUGGCCAAGAGCCCCAAGAAGGCUAAGGCCCCCGCCAAGCCUAAGAAGGCAGCCAAAAGCCCGGCCAAGCCCAAAGCGGUGAAGCCUAAAGCGGCCAAGCCCAAGGCCGCCAAACCCAAGGCAGCCAAGCCUAAGGCUGCGAAGGCCAAGAAGGCGGCUCCUAAGAAGAAGUAGGAAGUUCGUCGUUUUAAAGGCGACCCAACCCAAAGGCUCUUUUCAGA
Messenger RNA from Miniopterus natalensis, 776 nucleotides. It is a transcript of the gene H1-5, whose product is annotated as H1.5 linker histone, cluster member. The record is from RefSeq and is a predicted model, not a curated record. Gene Ontology annotation, biological process: nucleosome assembly. NCBI's taxonomy places the organism in Eukaryota, Metazoa, Chordata, Mammalia, Chiroptera, Miniopteridae. Gene Ontology annotation, cellular component: nucleosome. Gene Ontology annotation, molecular function: structural constituent of chromatin; DNA binding.